Molecule: messenger RNA, 734 nt
Organism: Drosophila navojoa
Lineage: Eukaryota; Metazoa; Arthropoda; Insecta; Diptera; Drosophilidae
Source: RefSeq, a predicted model, not a curated record
UAAUAUAGCCAUAAGUUCGUUUUGUGAUUAAACCGAGAAAAUUUCAGCCUACCAAAAAGUUGAUUCAAUUCAAGAUCUAAGAUUAAGUGCAAUUAAUCAAGCAAAAUAGGCAAAAGCUGACUAUAAUUUGCGUUCGCAGUUUAAUUACCAUGAAUGUGACUAGAGACAAAAUGAGUGUAUACUUAAUUGGAUUAUUACUGCUCGUACUUACCGCAAAUGGCAAAGUGCAACAGGAAUCGAACAGAAUUCGUCGAGAUACAGCAGACAGUAGUAAUCCGAAGAGCAGUUUCGAAAAGGAUGAUGUCGGCUGGACAAACAUCGAUGCCGAAGUCGAUGUGGUGACGCCCAUGGUGCUCGCCCACCUUCAAAAAUUGGGUAUAGCCCAUCUCGAUCUGCCAGACAUGAAAGAGAGCAUCUCUAUUAAGCCUUUCUUCAUAACGUAUGAGGCCGGUCUACACCUGACUAAUGGAAUCGUCUACAACCUGGCUGGAAUACAUAGACACAACAAUGCAUUCAUGACCUAUGAAGGCAAAUCGUUUUUGAGUAAAUUUUAUUUAAAAAUUAAUAAACUUCAGGUAUGUAACGCAAUAGCUCAACCACAUUUUACAAGGAGAAUCAAUGAUAGAUAUAUAAUUAUCUCUAAUCUGAAAGCUCCGAAUACCGCAUAUUCAGUUUUAUUUACGAAUCAAUCAAAAUACUUGUUCUAUUCAGUCAGAUUCAAAGUAAGAUCAUAG